GAGAGGUGCUCAUUCGAUUUUUAGCGGCGUGCGAGCGAGCUGUGGAGUCGGUUAUCAACGUUUUAUAAGGCCAGGGAACCAGGAGAUAGCACCAAAAUGGCCAGCCCCGUGGAACUGCUCAGCCUCUCGAACCCCGUCUUCAAGAGUUUCACCUUCUGGGUCGGCGUGUUGGUCAUCAAAAUGCUGCUCAUGAGCCUCUUGACCGCCGUCCAGCGAUUCAAGACGAAGACCUUCGCCAACCCCGAGGACCUGAUGUCGCCCAAGCUGAAGGUCAAGUUCGACGACCCGAAUGUGGAGCGUGUGCGUCGUGCCCAUCGCAACGACCUGGAGAACAUCCUGCCCUUCUUUGCCAUCGGGCUGCUCUACGUGCUGACCAACCCGGCCGCCUUCCUGGCCAUCAACCUGUUCCGCGCCGUGGGCAUCGCCCGCAUCGUCCACACGCUCGUCUACGCCGUGGUCGUGGUGCCCCAGCCCUCCCGCGCCCUGGCCUUCUUCGUGGCCCUGGGCGCCACCGUCUACAUGGCCCUGCAGGUCGUCCUCUCGGCCGCCUUCUAGGCACACAGCUCUAGUCCUUGAUGCUGUUCCAACCCGUUUCCGAAAUAACUUCCUGCAUAUUAGAAUACACCGACCUCGGCUUCGGUGCUGUUGGAGGAUCACAGCCUGGGUGAAGACGGUUCUCCCUGCAGUCCACUGGAGGAGGGAAGGGAAUCCAAGCGAGCUUUUCCACGGAAAAGGGGGCAUUGCUUAGACCAAACUAAGAAAUACAAAAGUCACAUUGCAAAUAUGAAGAUUGAACCGUUUUACAUAAUAAAUUAAAAAAAUAUAAA
Molecule: messenger RNA, 827 nt
Organism: Drosophila biarmipes
Lineage: Eukaryota; Metazoa; Arthropoda; Insecta; Diptera; Drosophilidae
Gene: Mgstl
Product: microsomal glutathione S-transferase 1
Exons: 2
Coding region: 97-555 (152 amino acids)
Cellular component (GO): membrane
Source: RefSeq, a predicted model, not a curated record